UCAAUAGGAGGUGCGCAGCUUCGAGGUCUUAGCAACGGUUUUGGUAACAAGAUUCAUACUGCGAUGACCAGCGUUCAAAUAAUCCUUACUGUCGUCAUGAUUUGCUGCUCCAGCGCGACUUCGCAAACAAUGGAUAGCCAUCUGAUGCAAUUAGCCAUGCGAACUAUUGAUAUCGUCUACAAUUCUUCGCUGAAAAUUGACGAUAUCCACGAAAGGCUCACUGAAAUGGAAAACCGGCUAGCGGUGUGCCAACAAUGUGCCAAGAAAGAGCUUUUGGAAGACUUCCAGAACACUUCAGUGACAGUUUUUCGAAAAAUGAACUCAGCCAUCGAAGCUUUUGUUGCUAAAGACCAUCUUCAGGAGCUAAAGGAUGUUCUCAACACAGAUGAAUGUGAAGGUGGAAAACACAACUGCAGUGAAAAGGCAACGUGUCAUGAUCUCCCCGUUGACUUCACUUGCAUAUGUCUCCCUGGAUACUCUGGCGAUGGUUUUACUUGCGUUGAUAUUGACGAAUGCCAGACCCACGUCACUGGCUUAUGUAAAGAGAAUGAGUCUUGCGUCAAUACUAUCGGAAGUUACGAGUGUACUUGUUUGGAGGGUUUCAGUAAAGUGGGAGACACCUGUGAAGAUAUUGACGAGUGUCGGGAAGGUACGGAUAGGUGCCAUCGCCGUGCUGUUUGUCAGAAUACCAUAGGAGGAUAUUCGUGCCACUGCAGACCUCCUUAUUCAGGCAAUGGAUUUACGUGCAAUGGGCUGACCUGCUCAAAACCAUCCCUACCAACGGAGAAGCACGGCUGCGUUACGCUGAAUUCUGCUCCCAUGAACUGGCUGUCUGCAAAUGAUUAUUGCAAAAGAAAGGGAAUGAGACUCAUGGAAGACAUCGAGAGACAGGAUAUGUUGGCCCUUCGUGAUCACUUUAAAGAUGCCAUGUCCAAUGUGACGCAAGCCUGGGUUGGUUUUACCGGGAAAAUAUGGAUGACGUCAAAAACUCCUGUGUCCGAAAAUCUUUUAGCUGUGAAUGAAGGAACAUUGGAUUCAGGAUGUGGAUUUUUGGACAUAAGACCCGACAAUUCUUUUGGAUUGUGGGAUUAUCCUUGUACAGGAUAUGGAUUCUUUUCAUUUUGCCAAUCCCUCUGAUAAAACAGUCGUCUAUAUGGUACAUAUCUUACAUAAAGAUUUUUUGGAUUGAA
Macrobrachium nipponense is the source of this 1190-nucleotide messenger RNA. RefSeq names its product pro-epidermal growth factor-like. The record is from RefSeq and is a predicted model, not a curated record. The transcript has 9 exons. Gene Ontology annotation, molecular function: calcium ion binding. The coding region runs from base 64 to 1137 and encodes 357 amino acids. Lineage: Eukaryota; Metazoa; Arthropoda; Malacostraca; Decapoda; Palaemonidae.